AGGAAAGGCAUGACAGUCCACGCAGGACUGAGCAGAGCUCCUCACAGCAUGGAGACAAUGGUCCACAUAUUCUGUGCUGGCACGAGGACGUGCGUAAAAUACGCGCUGCAUUUUACGCACCGAACAAAUUCAGAUUUCUACUGAAGGAAAGUGAAAACCCUCCAAACUUACACAGUUGUGAUGAAAGUUAAAGUUGAGUGAGAGGUUUUUGUAGUGUAGCAUAAUGGAUCCAGUAUUUAAUAGCAUGGACGAAGGCAACUGGAGCGUCGACUCCUCCAACGAAACGAACAACGGGACGGAGUACUGGAACCAGUUUGUGCAGCCCGCUUGGAGAAUCGUGCUAUGGGCGAUUGCCUACUGUUGCAUCGUGGUGGUGUCGGUUGUAGGCAACGCGACGGUUAUUUGGAUCAUUAUGGCGCACAAGCGCAUGAGGACUGUCACCAACUAUUUCCUGCUCAACCUGGCAUUUGCCGAAGCCUCCAUGUCUGCCUUCAACACGGUCAUCAACUUCAUCUACGCCGUGCACAACGAGUGGUACUUCGGACUGGUGUACUGCCGCUUCCAUAACUUCUUCCCCAUCGCUGCUGUGUUCGCCAGUAUCUACUCCAUGACCGCCAUCGCCCUGGACAGGUACAUGGCAAUCAUCCACCCGCUGCAGCAGCGCAUGUCGUCUACAGAGACCAAGGUGGUGGUCGGAGUGAUCUGGGUCCUGGCUCUGCUCCUGGCUUUUCCCCAGUACUACUACUCCAACACGGACCAGCUCCCCGGCCGUGUGGUGUGCUACAUCGACUGGCCAGAAUACACGAUAUGUGACUUCAAAAAGAUGUAUUAUGUGUGUGUGGCCAUCCUCAUCUACUUCCUUCCCCUGAUGGUGAUGGGCUGUGCUUACCUGGUGGUGGGACUGAGCCUCUGGGCCAGUGAGAUCCCAGGAGACUCUUCAGACCGCUACAAGGAACAGCUGACUGCCAAACGCAAGGUGGUGAAGAUGAUGAUCGUGGUCGUUUGUACAUUUGCCAUCUGCUGGCUGCCCUACCACGUGUACUUCCUGUUGCACCAGUUUUUUCCCGACAUGUUUGAGGAAAGAUUCAUCCAGCAAGUCUACUUGGCCAUUAUGUGGCUGGCUAUGAGCUCCACCAUGUACAACCCCAUCAUCUACUGCUGCCUCAACAACAGGUUCCGUGCAGGUUUUCAACAAGCUUUCCGCUGCUGCCCCUGUGUCCCUCAAGGCUCACACGAAGGUCUGGAACUCAAGUCCACUCGUUACUUUCAAACUCAAACAAGCACCUACAAGGCAGGCCGAAUGGAGACCACCGUGUCCACGGUGGUCCAGGUGGGAGACGAAAUGGAGCAGUCUAAGCCGAAAGCUAGAGUUGGUCCUGGGCCUGUUGGAGCCGCUGUCACGUCUUCUUUGGAGCUGACUUCCAACGGGUCUUCGUCUUGGAGCGUCUCCAAAACGAUGUCUGAGGGAUCUAGCUUCUACUCCAGUAACAACCUUCAAGAGCAGACGUUGUGAGUUGCACAAAAAGACGACACGAACGUUGGAGUGACUGUGAAAUAUUGCUUUUCCACUCGAACGCCAUUUGCAGCUGAGGGCGCCCACAACAUUCUUGUGUAAUUGACUCGUGCCAAAAAGGAAUGAUGAGUACAACGCCGAAAGUUGUACACUGAAGCAGAUGCAGCGCCUUGAGUGUUCACACAACUUUCUGCUCGUCACACCCGCCCUCGCAUUGCACACAUCACACAUUCUCCAUCUCACAAGUCUAUUUUAGACCAGCUGAGCUAAAACAUGACACCAGCAAGCUGUCAGUGCACAGCUCUUCAUUCCACACAAGUGUUUUCUGCAAAGAGACAAAGCUGGAGGACCUCUGGUUUGGGAGUAUUUUCAUGCCAAUUUGUCCCCCAAGUGAGACAUGUCAAGCUUGAGCACCUGUUUGGCUCAAGGGAGCCCCGACAGACGCUCCUGGAAAGUAGUGAUGAUUACCUGAAACACCGUCAUGACUAUUUCAUCACGAUAAACAUUGACUCCAACAGCUGCUAGCAUCUUGUCUGCAUCACAGGGAUGCUCCAGAGACUGACAACUGGCGGAGGCCAACCUUGAACAGAACACAAAACUGUCACAGGAAUGAAGCAAGCCUACUAAGUCCCACACCUUGCAUUCUAAACAGCACUUUGACUCUACAACACAACGUACCUUUGCUCAGCACUUAUUUGCUCAAUGCUUCUCACAUGUUCAAACUUUACUGCUGUGUGCUCCAGCAUGCUGUGUGUUUACUUCACACAUUUGAACGCAAUUUAGCGUAAAAUGAAAAAAGUAGACAUAAAAUGAUUCAAGAAUUCAGAAUCUGAGCAAAAAAUGGGAGAAUGUAAUAAUAUGUCAUAAUUGUGGUAGUGGUUUGCUGUACUAAAGUGGAACCCUUUUUCAACCCCGUAUUUGAAAAACGUGUUCAGUGGAUCCUUGGUUAGCGUCAUUAAUCCGAUCCAGAAGGUCCGACUCCAACCAAAACGUACUCUAACCAAAUGUAUCUUUCCCAUACGAAAUAAUGUAAAUCCAGUUAAUCCAUUCCAGAAAGCCACAAAUGGUAACACAAAACACAUUUUUAUCGUUUUACAAUUAGUUUUACAUGCAGAAAACAAUUUAAAAUGCAUAUAAAUACAUAUAAAUGAUGUAUGAAAGGUCGAUUUUCAUUUAUAUAGCCCCGUACAUCAGCUGCAACUGAACCAAAGAGCUGGACAACCAGAUUAAAAGAGCAUAAAACGCAAAAAAUAAUAAAAUAUUUCUUAAAAUUUAUAGCAAAAGUGUCACAGAAUAAAUACUAUAAUAUAUAAUAAUCAUUUCUAAAUAAAUGUCUAUAUAUAUUCAUAAAUAAACAAUAAGUUUUGCCUUAAAUUAAUGUAAGUUUAUGGUGGUCCGCAAUUCAACAGGUAAGACGUUCCAAAGCCUGGCUCCAGCUACAGAAAGGACCAAUCACAACACUGUCUAUGUUUGAACCAAGGGAUCUCAAGCAGCUGUUGUUUGGCAGACUGCAGAGCUCCGCUGGGGCGAUGAAUGUUGAGAAGCUCACAUAAAUAAGAUGGCACAGUACCAUGAAUUGCCUUAAAAAAAACAUAACAAGUUUAAAAGCGACUCUACAACGGACUGGAAGGCAGUGUAGAGAGCGCACAACCAGAGUGAUGUGGCUCUGUCUUGGAGUGUUGGUGAAGAGUCACGCUGCAGCAUUGUGUACCAGUUGCGGACGGUUAAUUGAAGACUGGUUGAUACCAACACACAGGGCAUUACAAUAAUCAGUGUGAGAACUAAUACAGUCAUUUCAAGAUCUUGCCGACUAACAGAAGGCUUCGCUUUAGCCAGAAGGCAGAGCUGGAAAAAAAUAGCUCCAACGACACAGCCAAACUUCUUGUCAAAAUUCAGCUUAUUGUCAAACUUUACACCCUUGAUUGGUUAAGGUGACUAUUACCUUCAUUGAAGACGUGAUUGUUGCCAAAGACACAGUGUGGCAGCGAGAUCAGCACAGACAGUACUUCUUAUUUCUUGAAUUCGAGAGUGUCUCUCACCUCGUCUUUGCUUUUCUUAUUGAUCACAGCUGCAAAAUAACCCAAAAUGGAGCCAAAGAAAGUUUCAGGUGCCAGUAUCUUGAUAAAGAAGGUGAGAAACACUAUUGAAGUCAAGAAAUAACUCAAUGCAAAACACAAAGGUGGUGUACAUGUUGAUCUCCCUGCCACAUCGUGUCUGUCUCACAUCAUCAAUGAAGGUAAAAGUAACGUUAAAUGUUUACUUAUCCCUUUCAUUCAUCAUUUAUAUGCAUCAAGAUGUGUUUUCUGCGCGUAAAACUAGAAUUGUAAAACUACAAAACGUGAUCUGUGUUGACAUUUUUGAAACUUGUGGCGUAACUGUGUUAGCUGGCAAAGAACUACAGUCAACCGCCGAUGACAUCAUUGGCGGGCGACCGAGCUGAAUUCCGCGUCCUGUUUCCAUGUAUUAGCAAGGUGCUAACGAGGACGUUUUGUGAUUAAAAAUACAUUAAGAACACAGUUGGAUUCACGAAGUGUAUUAAUAACCAUACGAAACGAGCGCCAUAUUGUACACUAACCACAAAAUGUGUGCACGAGCAGCAUGACAAACAUACACACCCGUUAGGUUUUUAAGAGCAGUAUAUGUAUAAUCAUAAUAUGGCCAUAUGGAGAUAUUGUCGCGAUCGUGAGCCAUGUCAUGCAUAUUGUAGCGUAUGGUGAGGUCCCCUCAGAUUCCGAGCCCGAGCAAUGAAGUUAAUGAUAAUGAUUCAUUUAUUCCAGAAAAUUUGCAAAGAAAUGCCUACUUGACAAUCACUAAAAUAGCUUAAAGCAUUUUUCUGUGACUAUCAGAUACCCGAUAAAUACGUUUGGGUCCUAAACCUGUUUGAGCGAGGCUGAUCGAGGCUAAUAUAUCUAUAUAUCUGACUAGUUAUUGGACUCAGGAGCGUCCUUGGGACUGAUUUUACGUACAUAAGUCUUAUUCAUGGAGUCAUAAAAUAUAAGACUUGUAUUACAGACUUUGAUUAAGUUACAUAUUACAGCAGGUAAUCAGUGCAAUCAAAAACAAAAAAAUAACCUAUAAAACCAGCAUGUGCUUGGGAAAGGGGUACCUAAUCAGUGACGUGCUUCUGUUAUUGGUCAAACCAUUUAGACCUGCACAAACAGAAAGCUGAGUCGAAAUCAUUUUCCCCCCAUUGCAUUGGCACCCGCCCUUAUGAAUGGCAUAUUGUGCACACCCACUUUUUACGCCACUGAUUGGACUCCAUGUUUCAACAUUUUCAGUGGAACCUUGUUUAGCGUCAUUAAUGCAAAGGACCAACUCCAACCGAAACGUACAAUUUUGCCCAUAACAAAUAACGUAAAUCCAAUUAAUCCAGAAAGCCAAAAAUGUUAAAACAUAACACGUUUUUAUAGUUUUACAUGCAGAAAACAAUUCCAAAUACAUAUAAAUGAUAAAUGAAAUUGAUAAAUGGUCAUUUAAGGUUACUUUUACCUUCAUUGAAGACGUGAUUGUUGCCAAAGACACAAUGUGGCAGCGAGAUCAACACGGACACCACCUUUGUGUUUUGCUUGAAUUCAAGUCUUAGCUUUUCUUAUCGAUCAUGGCUGCAAAAUAAUCCUAGAAUGGAGCUAAAGAAAGUCGCAAGUGCCAGCAUUUUCAUAAAGAAGGUGAGAAACACUAUUGAAUUCAAAACUCGGCAAAACUCAAAGGUGGUGUCCAUGUUGAUCUCGCUGCCACAGUUGGCCUCUCGCAGUGUAUUAAUUCAAGACAAGCCGUGGCUUAGUACACUAACUACAAAAUGUACGCAAACCGAGGCAAAAUUUUGGCCUUAACCAGGGCGUACGCAUAACCGAGGUUCCACUGUACUCCAACGACUAAGGACACCAUGAUGUACAACUUCUGACAUUAUUCAUUGGUUUUGCUUUCCGGAUGUAUUCAUAUGUAAUCCAAUGUUGAAGCGAAUGACAGUGUUGUCGUGGCAGGGCUUUGCUGACACGUUAAUGCGAAUGCACGACGCUGCUUAGCAUAACCACGGUAAAAGGACAACGGGAGACGCGGCUCGCUCUGCAGGAGCCCAGGAAAAGGACAGCUUGACAACGUGCACCGAGGAAGCCCAUCAGGGUAAUUUAACAUCUGCAUGCUUAAACACACACGCACUCGCGCAUAAACAUAAGCAACCAUUGUGUGGAACGACAAUACAAAAAUUCCAUAGUGUAGUAAAUGAGUGAUUGACAGCAUCUAACGGCUUGGAUUACUACUAACUAAAUCAGGUAGGCUGGAACAAGUUGAAGAUAACUUCUAUGGGUUUUACACUUGUUGCUUGUUCACUGCAUUAAGCAAAACACACACACACAGUGAUCACCUGUUGAAAUGCGUCAAUCUGCCCCCCCCCCCUGUGUCCCCUGAGCCCCCACCCGCUGACUCCCGGUCUAUUCUCAGCAUACAAAAGCUGCUAUUUUAAAUUCCAUCGUCAACAUGAUGUGAAAGCGAGACACAAACACGAAGCAGUGCAACUUGACGAUGACCGCAGUCUUGUUUCGGUGGCCUGGAGUAAUCCAUGAAAACAUUCAUAGUAUAAAAACUAAACAAGUCUGCUUUUUGGUAUGCUAUGACAUUGUAACAGUCUACUAAUAGUGCAGUGCCGUGGUGACGUAAACAUCAUAGCUGAGUGCUAAAAUAUGAAAAUAAUGUUUUGUGAUAGUGACAGUCGGUGACUUCUACGAAAAAUAGAAAAUGUGCCAAAUGUAUAUGACACGACAUCGCAUUUGGAAAGAUGCAGCAAAUUCAGUGUAUUAUUGGAAUGGAAAGAAUUUGCCCUUAAUGCCAGCUUUACUCUACUGGGAUAUUCUCUGCUGUCCAGCUCAAUUGUUUUGUAAUGUAACAAAAGAUACUUAGGAUUAUGUCUACAUGGUUGUAUCUUGUUUUAUUGUUGUUGUUGCUGUUAUAAAUAGUGUCAGAACAAGCAGUGUUAUUGAGCAGUACCUGUGAUGACCAUAAAACAACAUGGCCUGCUGAUUUUAGAAGUCCACAUGCUUAUACUUGUAGUCAGCCCCGGCUGUGGAGCUUUGAAUCCUGACUUUAUCAUUUCACACCUUGAAAACAUUCUUCAUUUUAUAUUUGGUUAUUACAAAAUAUGCAUUCCAGCUUGGUCCCUCGGUUUUAUUCAUUCAUUCCAAAAGGUCAGCAAAGCCAUGUUUCCCAGAAGAAAUCAUGUAAAUCCAAUUGAUCCAUUCCAGACACCCAAAAUAUAUAUAACAAAAAUGCAUCUUAUGGGUAAUAAAUAUAGUUUUACCUGCAGAAAAUAAUUAUAAAUGCCAAAUAAAGUGGGUAAAUGUAAAUUUAACAUCACUUUUACCUUUAUUGAAGACUCUUGUUGGCGAAGACGGCGAGGAGCGAAGAGGCAGGUGGGGAGGGCAUGCUAUUUUCGUACUUUGCCAUGUGUUGUUUCCCUAAUUCACCAGUGUUUCUCAUCUUGCAAAUUGUCGUCUUUCUCAAAUUUCAACUUUCUGUGACCCCGUGGCGGGCUAUUUAGCAGUCACCUCAAUAAAUAAAAAUGCAUGGGCAGUGAGUCAGCAACACGUAUGGUGCUUCAGGGCAAACGGACUACAGUAAUCCCUCGUUUCAAACAUUUUCAAACAUAAAAAUGACAAAAUGAAGUAAAUUACAAAUAUGACAUGUUCAUAUGUAGUAUUCCACACUGGUCACUAGGUGUCAGUAAUGUUACAAUAGUCACCGCAAGAAGUCCUAGAAGUUAAAAUAAACAAAACAACAACAACGAGGAUCUCUCCCCAUGUGUGAGUCUAUACGAUGUCUUAUUUUCUCUUAUUAUGUUAUGUAUAAUAGCGGAGUGUUAGCAGUGCGAGUGGCUGGUGUGAGUUGUGGCCAACAGCAGCUCCUGUGUGAAUGUUCACUGCAUAUGUAAUAUAGUAUACUGGUUACUAGGGGUCAGUAAGGUUACAUUGAUGAGACAAUAGCCACUGCAGGAAAUAUUCUGUCAUAGCUAACGUGUGAGUCUAUGUUAUGUCUUAUUUAUGUCUAAGACUCUCUAAGAUGUCUUAUUUUCUCUUAUGGCGACUAUAAUGGGUGACUAUGACUAAAGGUGACUAUGUGGUGUUAUUUCAUGUCUAGAGGGCUCUAAUAAUGCUCUAACUAUGAAAAAAUUUCAUUUAUAAAUAAGGAAUCCUGCUUUGCGGAUUUUCACUUAUCACUGUCAGGUCUGGAACCAGUUAACCACGAUAAAGGAGGGAUUACUGUACUUCUUUACGCGCAAUAUUGGAUGAUAACUGAGACAGUGUACAAGUACCAGGGCAAAAUCUAGAUGAAAAUUUUCAUCAAAAACCAAAUGAUACAACGAGGGCGCUCUAAAAUAAUCUAAAGGUUUGACUGCAGUGGCAGAGCUACGGGGUGGCCAGUGGUGGCCGUGGCCACCUCACUGGCCAUCUAGACAUUUCAGGUAUCAACCUAUUGCCACCCCUGUGUGAGUAAUGGUCUCACCUUGGCCACCCCAGUGAAAAAUGUCUGGCUUUGCCACUGUUUGACUGUGUGCAGCUACAAACUAAUACUUUCAACCAACAUCCUACUGCUUGACUACUUCAGUGAGGUUAUUCUUAAGACAGUGGUUAUAUUCUUGGAUAUGUACAGUUUUUCCCUGCAGACUGGACAACCUACAUGAUGUGUCUGGUUUCACUACAGUGACCCAAUUCAGAUUUUUCUCCCCCAAACAGGGCCCAGUUUGGCUAUGCAUCAUUGCAAUUUUGACAAUGAAAACACAUUUAAUCAGAUCCGAGCAACAUUCUCACCUGACUAUAAUAUCCACCGGUUUGAGUGCACAGUAGGUGGACAACAUUAGAUGCAGUAUAAAGUAGUUCUCUGGAGAAGUUCCAAGAAAAUGACAAAAAAAACAAAUAAUGGACGCCCCCAUAAAAAGCUACGACGGUGCACAUUUUUGAUACUCUAAAUUCUACAAUAUGCCUGCAACACUCAUUAAAGGGUACUUUGGAUUUUUUGACAUGAAGUUGUAUGACAUCCCCAAUAACAGCGACUUACCCCCCUCUUGGUCUCCUAAGUCCACUUCUGGUCAGAUUUCCGUGAAGAACGUAGCUCCACUUAGUUGCUGGGGACAAUUAAGUAAAGAGUUUGGCUUCUCCAAAACAAUUGGUUUGGUUUGGUUUGGUUUAGUUUAUUUGAACAUGAAGGUUACAAUGGAAUACAUCUCGUGAAUCAUUUUUUGACAGUUCCACAUGUCCAAAAGGAGUAGGAAGAAGCAAAGCUUAUUUAAUCCUACCCCUCAUCUAUUCUACAUCUAGUACAGUACAUGUAGUUCACUUCCUGGAUUCCAUGUCAUGUUUUCAGUGAUAGUCAGGAUAACACAUAAUAGAUAACGGUGAGAUAACCCUCCCCCCAAAAAAAGAGAGAACAUUCAUAAUAAUGAUAAUAUGAUGACAAUACUAAAUAAAUAAAUAAAUAAAUAAGAACAAAGCUUUUUUUUUUUUUUUUUUAAACACAACAAAGAAAAUUAUAAAAAAAAAUAAAUAAAUAAAUAGAAAUAAAUAAAUAACAAAUAAAAUUUAAUUAAAUAAAUAAAAAAUAAAAUAAAAUAAAAUAAAAUAGAAAAUAAAAAAAUAAAUAAAUAAAAUAAAAUAACAAACCUGACAGAACAAUCAGGACUCUUCUGCCUUGUAUUUGGCAAACAUCAACUGCUUGUAUUGUUUUUUGAAUUUGCUCAUCUCUGUACAUUGAGUUCUUUACUGUACAUUGUUUGAGUUCUUUACUAUAUAAGCGUGCAAAAGAUUAAAAGAGACCAAGUGGGGAGUAAGUCACUGUUAUUGGGCUACACUGCUGAUGGGGAUACAUACAACUUCAUGUCAAAAAAUCCGAACUAUCCCUUUAAAUGGAUUUUACAUUCAGUUUUACACAGUAAAGGUGCAGACAUGUUGAAGCAUUGAGUGAUGUGAAUGUGAGACAGCCCCCUCUGCUGGAUUCAUCGCUGCAGUAAAGUUAGUGUUAUUAGUUAGUGUUAUUAAUACACUGCGUGAGUGCAGCUGUCUUCUAUCACAAAAUAUCCUUGUUAUUAGCUUGCUAACACAUGGAAACAGGAAGUGGAAGUCAGCUCCGUCUAUGAUGUCAUCCGUGGUUGACUGGUUCUUUGCUAACUAACACAGUUACACCACACUAGUUUUACAAGUACAGUUUUACAUGCAUAAAACAAUUCUAAAUGCAAAUGAAUAAUGAAUGAAAGGGAUGAAUGAACAUUUAAGGUUACUUUUACCCUCACUGAAGGUGAGUGGUAAUGUGGUUACAAAGACCUGACGUGACAUUAAGAUCAACACGGACACCUCCUGUGUUUUGCUGUUUAGUUAUUUCUUGAAUUAAAUAGUGUUUCUCAACUUCUUCUUUUUUGAAAAUGCUGGCAACUUUUUUUGGCUCCAUUUAGGGUUGUUUUGCAGUCAUGAUCAAAAGAAAAGUAGAGACUUGAGGUGAGAAACACUAUUGAAUUCAAGUACUACCUCAUGGCAAAACACCAAGGUGGUGUCCGUGUUGACCUCGCUGCCACAUCGUGUCUUCAGCAGCUAAUCACAUCUUCAACAAAGGUAAAAGUACCCUUAAAUGUUAAUUUAUCAUUUUCAUUCAUCAUAUAUAUGCAAUUUGAAUUGUUUUAUGCAUGUAAAACUAUAAAAACAUUGCAUUUUUUUGUUUUCUGGAACAGCUUAAUUGGAUUUCCAUUACUUCUUAUGGGAAAAAAAUGAUUCGCUUAAAGUAUGUUUUGGUUAGAGUCAGUCCUUCUGGAUCGAAUCCUCUACUCCCUCCUGAACAGCUCGACAGGAAAUUUGGAAGAAUAUGCACCUCCUAUGUUGCCUGCGCUCUUAUUUGCCUGACAAAUACACGACACGGUGUCACUGUUAUUAAACCCCAAAGUGUGACCCCAUUAAUCAAUUCAACCUGAAAUAGUAUCUUCCAAGUUGAAAUUGUAGAUACCUCAGAAACUAUCAGACUACGUCCAUCAGGCUGAGGGGGAAAAUACUUUGGAAUCAUCUGAUGAGCUGACAUCCUCAGUAUCACACAAGCAGAACAGAACAGAAUGAUCCAGGAUAACAAGAGCGCAACGGAUGAUGUAAUUGGAGAGUUAUCUGAUUAGACUGUGAAUGCAACCUGUCCCUUGAUGCCUCCUUUCCUGAAAAGGGGAUUUGGAGUCAGUUGGGCUGUGGCUGCUCCUGUCCGCAUGUGUUGAUGCAUGUAAAUGAGCCCGUAAAUAUAAAUAGGUGUGUUGUGCAGAUGGUGGGACAAAGUGGCUUCUCACUGCUCGCAAAUUGAGUACCAUUCUUCUUCAACUCAACAGGCUAUGUUCAUGUUGAUGACACUCACUUGCAGAUUGGUUCUGAUCCUGCAGAGGUAAUUGUGUAAUUGUGUUAUCCGGAGGACCCAGCACUCCAUCAUUCUGGUCCCAGAUAGCAGCAUCGGGGUUUCAACUUUUGGAAGAUUUUUUGCAGGAAUUCAGUACGCAAGGGAUCGCGUUCUGUGUGGAAAUGCUGUGCCUCGUUUCAACCUAAGUUUGUAUGGUUGGCAGUGCAGUGUUUCUACCAGAUGUUGGACAGUUAAACGUCGCAGUCGUCCCUCGCCACUUUGCGGUUCAGCUUCACUCUCUUACGGUUUUUCAAAAGAAACGAAUUACUAAAUUAUCGCUGCUUCGUGAUAUACUACAGCCUAUUAUCUGCAUAUUUCAUAAAAUGUCACGUAUCCUAAGAUAAAAUUAAGCAUUUUCAAGCAUAAAACGGCUAAAUGAACGAAAAUACAAAUAAAAGGUAUUCAGAAGAUGCAAUAUGUAGUGUAAUAUCUGUGACGUGUGUGCACCUUUAAGGGGCGGGGCAUGGGAAGUGACUUGUGUGAUAACAUCUAGCAAGAAUUGACUGUGUUUAGCUGAGUGUUAGCAGUGUGGAGAGUGUGAGUGGCUGGCGUGAGUUGCAAACAUGCAUAUUUAAGCACAUUUUGCAUAUUUUUUUACCUAAAGUAAGGCAAAAAUGGCUGACUGAACUCAAGUACAAACAUAAGGCAUUCAGAAGACGCAUUCAAAGACAUUGUGAUGACAUGUAGUAUUCUACACUGGUCGCUAGGUGUCAGUAAUGUUACUGUAAUGUUAGGUGAGACACACAAGCACCAGCACCACCCUGAUAUGAACAGCACAAAAAAACAGAUAUUUGUGAAAAUAACUGAAAAAUAUCCAUCUCAUCACGAUCGGAUACUGAAACCACCCAUGGCAUCGAUACAAACUAUGUGGAUCGACCACCCACCCUGAUAACAACAAUAUGUAACAUAAAGGCAACCAUUUUGUCCUCCGAUUCAACUUUUUGACACAAAUUAACAUGCAAACGGGGAUAUUCUUAUUGAUCAUGCAUGCAAACACGUGUUGUCUUAAAGAGAGCAUGAACCUCCGCAUGAAAACGUAGCGAGCAUUGUUUAAGUCAGUACAGGGUUACAUAAUUGCAUUAGAAUGCUAGCACGCCCAACCAAAUUUGGCCUAAUGCGAUAUACUGUAAAUUGUCCACGCAUCAUAGACUGAGACAGUACUUGGAAUGUCAAAACAGAAUGAGAACUGGACAGUAACAGAUAAUUAUCACGUCAGUCCAUCUAUUUUUUGUGAAAAGCAGGAAUGAGACACCUCGAUGUGUUCACAUGCAACUGUUUGGACAAGCCUAGCGGUGCAGGUGAACAAGAUGCUGGAGCUUUAAUGAAUGCGUAAUCAACUUUGUUCUUAAACGAGUGGAGAGGCGCCAGGCAGGCUACACGGCGGGGGGGGAAUGGUCUCAUCAGUGCCAUAUCUUCCUGUAUCUAUCCAUUCCUUGCCAUCCAAUCAUGCUAAUUACAUCCAAGAUGUGGAGAGACGAGUGCUCAUGCAUACUUUAAGUGUUUAAGUGGCAGAAAAUCAAAAGAUGACUGACUUUGGUGCAGACUACUGAGCGUGCGUGUACAAAAUGCAGGUAAAUGAAGUCCCUCGAUCUACAUCCGCCGAUGCGAGUCACGUUUUAGUCUGAACUUAUACCUGCAUUUGACUUGAAUGAACUCCUAAGUCACUCACACUGUACACAGAACACAUGGAAGGUCAUAUAAAACAGGGUAAUAAAAAGAUUAUGUACAAGAAAGAAAUGAAAACAUGAUAAAUAUGGUUGUCUUGCAUACUGGAAGGGGCGUUGCAAGGGAGGGAGAGACGGGCUUAUUGGGAGGAGGAAAACCACAAUACUGCUUACUUAUCACUGCCUGUUUCAUAGGAGCAGAUCAUGUCACAUGUUCAAGGAUACCAUUUUUAUCCUUGAUGAUUAUGAAGGGAAAACAUGCUUCUGGCUCCAAAAUAAGACAGCAGACAAAACAAGUUAUUAGAGAAUAAUGAAAGGUGCAAUUUCAUAAAACUUGCAUAUAAAGGGACAAGUCAAUACAACCCAAACCGUUGCUAGAGAAAAUGUCUGACUGUUCAUGCUGAAAUGUUAGUCAAUAUAGACAAUCACAUAUGCGAGGGGAAGUGUGAUGUUCUCCCCCUGUGAGACGGUGAAGGGCAGACUUCACAUGCGUAGACACCCAAGGCUGUUUGAAUCAGGAGAGUAUGUGGAGGACUUGUGUAACCCUGCUUUCACACUGCCCGGUUCGGGGCUCGAACACAGGACCUUUGCAAGAGGAGACAAGAGCGCCGACCACACGGCCAGAAGCCCGGACUUUCGACCGCGUGUUCAGCGCAGCUCUCAAGGCACACGUACACGUGCACAGGCUGGCAUCCGUUACGCUUGUUUUGGAGACAAGAGGCCUUGAGCGGAUAAUCAUAGCAAGUCAGUGUGACAAUGUGUAUCAAAGCAGAAAUACAUAUUCAUGCCAAUGCAUAAUUAUAACUAAUAUUAGUCAAAUGAAAUUGAAUAAUUGACACAAAACAUUUUUUAAGUGCAAUACCAAACCGUAUUUUCCGAGUCGAACGGCUUAGAACAAGCAUGCGACCAAUGUUGGUCCGUCUUUCUCCACUUUUUGAGCACUUUACAAUGUCAAAUUUCACUUCACUUUCACUUUCCCUUUCUGUGACGUAGCAGCACAGUGUGCCUCACGCUUGGGAGACACAAUAAAGGGUUUAAAGUCAACAAGUUCAGUUCAGUUGUCCAUCCACAGUGUAGCGACAUGCUACUACGGAUUCUUCCACUGCUACGCACACGUAGUUUUGCAGGGUAUUUAUAAUUUACGGAAGUGCAGCGUGACCGCAAACUGUCGUAACAUGAGGGUCGUCUGCAUACACAUUCAAGGCGGAAGGAAUUACCAAAUGGAAGUUGAGAAUUCAAAGUACAGUGGAACUUUUCCAAGUCGACACCGUCGGUGUCCAGCGUUACACGGGAGUGUUGAUGAGUGUUGCAUAGCCGCCCACAGCACUUUCUAAAAUGCAGUAUAUUAAAUAUAGCACAGCAUAAAAGCGUAAUUAAUUCGUUCCAAAAGGUCCGACUCAUCCUGAAACGUACUCUUAACUGAAUACAUUUUUCCCAUAAGAAAUCAUGUAAAUCCAAUUAAUUUGUUCCAGGAAGCCAAAAACGUUAACACAAAACCCGAGUUAUAGUUUUACAUGCAGAAAACAAUUCUAAAUGCAUAUAAAUGAUGAAUGAAAGAAAUAAAUGAACAUUCAAGGUUACUUUUACCUUCAUUGAAGACGUGUUGACACCAUGUGGCAGUGAGAUCAACACAAACACCACCUUCCUGUUUUGCUAUGAGUUAUUUCUCGCAUUCAGUGGCAUUUAUACCCUUCUUUAUCAAAAUACUGGCACUCCAUUUUGGGUUAUUUUGCACCAGUGAGCUGUAAGAAAAGGAGAGACUUGUGGCGUAACCCUGGUAGUUACAAAAAAAACUACAGAGUCAACCGCUGAUGACAUCAUAGGUGGGAGACGGAGCUGACCUCCGGCCCCUGUUUCCAUGUAGUAGCAAACUGCUAGCAAGGGCAUUUUGUGAUUAAAAAUACAUUCAGAGGGCCGCACAGGGGCCGAGUGGUUAGCAUGUUGGCCACACAGUCAGGAGAUCGGGAAGACCUGGGUUCGAAUCUCCAUUGGGCAUUUCUGUGUGGAGUUUGCAUGUUCUCCCCGUGUGUGCGUGGGUUUUCUCCGGGUACUCCGGUUUCCUCCCACAUUCCAAAAACAUGUUAGGUUAAUUGGAGACUCUAAAUUGUCCAUAGGUAUGAAUGUGAGUGUGAAUGGUUGUUUGUCUAUAUGUGCCCUGCCAUUGGCUGGCGACCAGUCCAGGGUGUACCCCUCCUCUCGCCCGAAGGCAGCUGGGAUAGGCUCCAGCAUACCCCUGCGACCCUAGUGACACUAAACGGCAUAGAAAAUGGAUGGAUGGAUGGAUGGAGGGAUUGAUUGAGAACACUGUUGGACUCGAAGCAUGUGACAAGACGCAUGCCAUAUUGUACGCUAACUGAAAAAAUGUACGCAAACCGAGGCAAAAUUUAGGCAUAGAUUUUUGACGUAAACUGAAAAACACGCUAUCUGUGGCAUACGCCAAAGGGGACUUACAUCCCAACGUACGUGCUUCUACAAAAAUACGUGCAAAAAUGGGGAAAAUCGCAAGAUUUUCAAACCCGCAGACAGCACGCAAACGCCCGUAGGAAGAAAAUUGUGAAAUUGGGAGGAGGAAUGUCACGAAUCACCUGCUUCAUAAGAACAACACACUUGCAACCCCUCCGAUACCCUACUUCCUCAACGCGCUGGCCACGGCUAACGCUUUUCCCAAAAAUUGCGCAGCCCGUGUGUGUGGUAACACGUGCGUCAGGAUGUAAGUCCCGCUUUACCGAGGUUCCAGUGUGGCUCUCAUCUCACAGUCUUUUGCAACCAGUCUCAUUUCCAGCUUUUUCACAAGAUAAAAAUGUACCUCGACUCACAAUUUGGCCAGGAUUUGCGCUUGAUUGUGGAUCUCAGUUGAAGCAGAUUGGUUGCUUGUGUUUUCUUAGUGGUGCUUUGGCUCACCGCCAUUGGAAAAUGUCAACCAUUUCCCCUGCCAGAGUUGCUAAGCCUUCAUAACCUUGAGUCCAUCUUUCUCCACAUUUUUCCUCUCCACGUCCAAUUGAAAUGUAAUAUACAAGAUUACGUUUGAUUGUAUUUUAUCUACGCUUAUGUACAAUAAAUGUUGUCAUUUCAAUGAGUUUUUUGUGAACACAGCAUUAGUGUGCGCGUGCGUGUGUGUGUUUGUGAGUCGGAGUUAAAAUGUGAAUCUUCCAAGAGUGAUGAUGUUUACAUAUCUGACUGCCUGAGGCAUGUUAGGGAAUCGAACAACUUUUUGGAUUAUGUGCAAGUGUGUGCUGCACCGAGCCUACUAACCUCCCAGCAUUGUUUUUUUUUAAAGCCUGACAUAAUCCUUCAAGCUGUAAAUUGACAUAUUUCUGUCAAACCAUGCCUUUUACGGCGACCAUGUUCAGUGAACUGUACUUUCCAGUGCCGUAAAUGUGAAACAUACGCUGAAGAUGUCAGACAAAUACAGUAAAUCCCCGCCAUUACCUUCCAAGACCAUCCGCGAAUAGUGACGGCCAUAAAAAUGUGUAUUUUUCACACUCUAAUAACAAUUAUAUUACUGCGUCGAGGUGCCACCGUAUGCUACGCUGGCUCGCUCCUCCACCUCCAAACCCUUCUACUAGCUUGAAGUUUGAACAUUUGCAAUAAAACUGAUGUUAACCUGCUACUAGAAGCAUAAUGCAGUCUUAAACCUUAAAUAUGCCUCACGCACUGAAUAAAAAGCACUUUUAAAGUCUAAAAUGUAAAGGUACUCACCGCUAAUGAAUGAUCACGGAAGACGAUCCAUAGAACAGAUGGAAUCGAAGCCUACCCGUCAACAUUUGCUUUCGUAAAUAAGGGAAAUGUUGGUUUUUUUAUGCUUUACUAUCAUAUAUUUAUAAAUGAUAGACAACUUAAGGUAAAUGAGAUGUGUUCUGUGAAAAAAAAACUGCUUUUUUCGGAGAGAGAAAGCAUAAAUGUGCGGGGUUUUCCCGCAAAUAAAAAAAAUUAUAACAAGUAUGACCAAAAACCCACAAAUUUGCGGGAACGUGACUGCUAAAUGGCCAGUAUGCGGGGAUCCACUAAAGUACACACUGGGUGUUGACUUCUGAUCUGUGCGUUGUGUUGCUGUGUUGUUUCCCGUCAUGCUUUUCGCCAUCAUGCCUUUGGAAAUGUAAAUGUUCUUCUGUAAUCGAACAUUGUACUCUGAAAACCAAACUGUUGUUCGAAAAAGAAAGAUGACAAAAAAUCCUCUAUGAUUUUCAGUGUUGAUAUGUGUUGUGUAUCGACUUGUGCCUCCAUCGUCACCUGUCUGCCGUCAGGUCGCCGUUAUGUGCUCUGUGCCAAAAUAUCAGCGUAAUGGAACACAAGUGAUAACAGUUGUCAUUUUACGGUUGUAAAUUGUCUUUGUGUGUCCUCAUUUUGCGUUGUGUGUAUGUGACGCGACGGUAUCCAACACAAAAACAAAUAAAAGCAAGCAUCAAAAGUUGAACGGCUUAUGUUGUGUUCUGAGAGUGAAAAAUCCUGACCUGCACACUUGCACAUAAAGUGUGUGUGUGUGUGUGUGUGUGUGUGUGUUCAGGCAAAUACCAUCAUUUACAUUUUUUAUAAGUGCUAAUGCAAUUACAGAUGCGAAAACAACAAAACAACCCCCCCAAGAAGACAGACGUGCUUGCGUUACCUUCCAAAAGUUUCUUUUCGUUUCUUGGUAAGUAUAGAAUACAGCAAACCACCCCGAGUUGAUUGUGUUGAACUUCACAUGUGACUUGCAUUUACAAGCUGUUCAAAUUUCAAGACUGCUGCUAUUUUUUCCUUCACGUAUUCCUUUGUGGCAGGCUCAUGUCACCUUCCCGAAACCUUUAUCAAGUGCGCAUCCAACAUUUAAAUAGCAUUUCAACGUUCAUAACUCUUAUACAGGUACAGUGGGUUCCCGUGUCAGGAUGGCUCCAGGCAUACCUUUGGAUGCCUUUAUUGCAGCACCCUGAUGUACAGCAUACCUCCGCUUUUUGCCCUGCUUUUCAUACACGUUUUUCAAUGUGAGUCACCUUCCAGGAUUCCCUCCGCCUCUAUUCACGUACU
Messenger RNA from Dunckerocampus dactyliophorus (ringed pipefish), 17577 nucleotides. RefSeq names its product tachykinin receptor 1a (gene tacr1a). The transcript is spliced from 5 exons. Gene Ontology annotation, cellular component: plasma membrane; sperm midpiece. Bases 224 to 1513 code for a protein of 429 amino acids. The record is from RefSeq and is a predicted model, not a curated record. Gene Ontology annotation, molecular function: substance P receptor activity. NCBI's taxonomy places the organism in Eukaryota, Metazoa, Chordata, Actinopteri, Syngnathiformes, Syngnathidae. Gene Ontology annotation, biological process: positive regulation of flagellated sperm motility; G protein-coupled receptor signaling pathway.